This is a messenger RNA of Aspergillus welwitschiae, 588 nucleotides long. RefSeq lists its product as uncharacterized. The record is from RefSeq and is a predicted model, not a curated record. Lineage: Eukaryota; Fungi; Ascomycota; Eurotiomycetes; Eurotiales; Aspergillaceae. The coding region runs from base 85 to 297 and encodes 70 amino acids. The transcript has a single exon.
CUCGUCUUCCACGGCUCCCCCCUCGACUUCAUCAAAUACCGCCACGCCGUGCUCCUCCUCACCUACCCGGACAACCAGCAAAGCAUGUUCCACAUCAUCGGACCGCCCGGGGACUUCAAUUUCGUCGAAGUAACCGGGGCGAAUCCCACGCAGAGCGCAAAACUAGAGAGGAAUAUCCCCGUCGCGAAUGUAAGUGCUUCUAUCUCUAGGGAGAUGAUCAGGGAUGCGUGCGCAAGGGUGAAAGUGCGGAAUGAUGUCCCCGGGUGGAACUGUCAAAUUGGGUCGGGGAGGCGCUGACUGAGUUGGUGAAGAUUGGGUGCUGUACGGAGAUGCAGAGGGGCGUUGCUGUGGAUGGGAUGGUGGAUGCGUGCUUGGAGGCGAGGGAUGAGAGGUUUGCUUGAUUUGAUUUUUUGAUCUUUCAGGGGGUUGGAGAGGGGGUAAAAGUCUUGAUUUGUUUUGAUGAUGAUGAUGACAAUAACGGUUAUGAUAAAUUGAUAGAUGGGGUGAUAAAUGAUAGAUGAUGGGGCUAGAUGGGAUGGUGUCGAGAGGGCUCCGUGACUUAUGAGUUAUGACUUCGACUGAGUUAUG